Messenger RNA from Lecanosticta acicola, 1913 nucleotides. The record is from the annotation of a GenBank genome assembly. Lineage: Eukaryota; Fungi; Ascomycota; Dothideomycetes; Mycosphaerellales; Mycosphaerellaceae.
AUGCCUGCCGGCGGCCAGUUGCUGGAGACGAACAACACGCUGGAACACCCCAUCGGCCCCGAGUAUCAUUUGGUGCUCGGAGAAGGCACGUAUACGCUGAAGGACGACCUUCAUCUUGCCACGCCGCCUCCCCAUCCCAGCGAUGCGCCGCAACCCAACAACAAUCCCCUCGCGACUACGAUCGGUCCACUUACCUCGGGUACCAAGUUAUCAAUCGUCGCUAUUGCGCCCCGACGACCUCCCAAUCUCUUUCGAACUUGGACAUCGCAAAGUGCCAGAUCCAAUGUUCCGCCGAGCAUACAGGAAGAGGCGCAAAGUCCAAAGAGCGAUGCCGGCUCAACAGCCAACGGCUUCGGUCAUAAAGCCGCUUUUGGUGACGGCAAUCCAGCGUUGAUUCCAUUACCUACCAAAGCAACGAAGAAAGAGCAGAAAGUGAAGCCCAAGAACAACAUCGUCAAGUCGAAUUCAUCAUACGUGUCCCGCGUAAUACCACACGAGGCCUUGCAGAAGCGUCUCAGCGACCGCUCAUCCGAAGGGCUCUUUGCUUUCGCCAAUGUCAAUCGCGCUUUCAUGUGGCUCGACUUGUCUUCGGAAACAAAAGUCGAGAACAUGACCAAAGUGCUCUUCACAAAAGCGCAUGCCCUGUGCCACGAUGUCAAUGCUUCUACAACGGCCAACAACCACAUUGAUCUGGUUCUGGGCUUUAACACCAGCGAUAUCAUUUGGUAUGAGCCAAUGUCGCAAAAAUAUGCUCGAAUCAACAAGAAUGGCCUUAUCAAUUCUUCUCCCGUCUUGGCGAUAGCCUGGUUACCAAAUAAGGAGAAUUACUUCGUGGCGGCCCAUUCGGACGGCACGCUGGUUGUGUACGACAAGGAAAAGGAAGACGCAGAAUUUGUACCGGAAGAGCCGUCGCCGGUAGAGAACGGCAACACAAAUGGCAACGGAAUUUCUGGGGUCCAGAAAUUCCAGGUCAAAAAGUCUGUGCAAUCAAAAAAUCAGAAGAGCAACCCAGUCGCAGUCUGGAAGAUCUCCAACAUGAAGGUGAAUUCCAUUGCCUUCUCCCCAGAUGGGCAACUGUUGGCUGUUGUCAGUGAAGAUGGCACACUCACCAUCAUGGACUAUAUCCAAGAGCGAAUCCUGGAUGUGUACCGCUCAUACUAUGGGGCAAUGAUAUGUGUAACUUGGUCGCCGGACGGAAGAUAUGUUCUAACGGGCGGACAAGACGACGUUGUCAGCAUCUGGAGCAUGGCGGACCAUGCGCUCGUUGCCAGGUGCAUAGGCCACGAAUCCUGGGUAACAGACGUCAAGUUUGACCCGUGGAGGUGUGACGAGCGCAACUACCGGUUCGGGAGCGUCGGUGAGGAUUGCAGAUUGCUGCUCUGGGACUUUUCUGUCGGAAUGUUGGGUCGGCCGAAGUUGACGAGAGCCAGGGGCAGCGUGAGUAUGUUUCCAGGCUCCGAGCACCAAAGAAAGCAGAGCGUGACAACGCUGGGACGACUGAGGAGCAAUUCCACCUUGACACGCGAGCAGACCGCUGACGCGUCGGCGGACGAGGAGAUGGAGGUGACUCAUCCCGUUGAUUCGAAGGCGAGCACAGCGGUGCUACCGCCGGUGAUGUCGAAGAGCGCAGACGAUCAUCCGCUGUGCUGGCUGGGAUUCGAAGAGCACUGCAUCAUCACAUCGUGUAAAGAUGGUGGGUUGUUUUCUCCUUCACUAUCACGUUCUAUCCUGACCUGAACCGGUCGGUUGGGUUGGUGUUUGGUUGGGAAUCUGCAGACCCACACGUCGGGUUGCGCAGGUUACUGCACCGAUCUUGUGAUGAUCCGAUCUGUGUAGAAUCAUGUGCUAACUUGUCUAUCUUGUGAACAGGGCAUGUGAGAGAGUGGGAGAGACCUGGCGAUUCAGGUGUGUAG